AUGGAUCCAUUCCUGAACAUUGACGCAUUGUUCAAUGCUAUGAACAUGACCACGCCCUCUCGCAGUACUCCCGAAGAAAGCACUCAUCCGUCACCACGCGGCUGGGCCCGUCGUCGACCACAGCACGUACAAGACCCCUUCGACUUCCUUGCGCGUCAAGACGCGAGCUUUGCAGACAUUAUGCGAGGUCAAUAUUACAACCAAGAUCCCAUGGGUACCUCUAGAAUUGAAGAAUUGGAGGAUUAUGACGAAGCAGGCAGAGCCCACUCAGCUGGCUAUGUUCGACCACGACACCAUCGAGCGGGAUACCCGCAUCCCGCACUCCGCGCACAUCUACAGACUCACGCGACCUCAUUUUCACAAGCUGCACGCGCGAUGCAUGCGGCGCUCGUCUGCGCGAAUCAAGAGUGCCGUAGUAUUGAGGCAUCGUUCGAAAUGCAGACGCGGCAACUUCUGAGCUGGUUGCCAGCUGCCUAUGUGAAUUCGCUGUGGACGAUCAGACUGAGCUGGAGCGGUCGUUCGGAGCAAAAUUCGACGUUGUCCGGCGGCAUCGACGCAGCUGCUCGAUCAGGCUCAGAUGUGAUUACAUAUGACGGCGUUGUACAGCGCUUCAACACAGCGCUUGCGGCAAUCAAGACCUGCGCACCGCCUGAUAGGACUGGACCUCACGAGUCACGACUACCACUGGGAUGGGAAGUCCUCGGCAGCACGAUGCGCAAGCUACAAAUCAGUCUCGAAGCCAUUGAAGAACUUCUGGUGCUGAUCAAGACACAACGCGACAGAAUGCCACUUCUGCUACACGAGAUUGGCUCUGCUCAGCAUCUGCUGGAAAGCGUGAGAGAAGUAUGGGAGACACCAAAGAAGGCAGGGAAGAGACCAGAGGCGAAAUCACCAUCCAACACACAACCGCGACACAGCGAGCACGAAUGGCCGAGCUUCUCCCCGGCAGGUGAACGAUUCGACGAAUUUGGAAUUGACAUAUAG
This is a messenger RNA of Sphaerulina musiva SO2202, 984 nucleotides long. RefSeq lists its product as uncharacterized. The transcript has a single exon. Bases 1 to 984 code for a protein of 327 amino acids. NCBI's taxonomy places the organism in Eukaryota, Fungi, Ascomycota, Dothideomycetes, Mycosphaerellales, Mycosphaerellaceae. The record is from RefSeq and is a predicted model, not a curated record.